UAUAGGCGCGCGCACCGGGGUUACUGUUUGCGAGCUGUAUAUUAUAUCGCGCGAUGUACGGGAAAAGAAACGAGGAUGUACGUGCGGCCGUGAAGCUACAAUUGCUGCGACUGCGACCGAGUUUCUUUCGCGCAGAGCGGUCUGGUGAUAACGGAAGUGUGCGUGCCUCUCUGAUGUGAUGUGUACGUGGGUGCACGCGCGACCCGCACUUUGUCAUCCCGUGUGUGUGUGUGUGUGUGUGUGUGUCGUGCCACUAUGGUUAUUGGCCCGGAGAGCUGCCGAGUGGUGGAGGGGCCGAGGCGUGGCCUCUUCGCGGCGUUUCGGAGCUGCGCUCUUUCUCUCUCUCUGCUGCAGCUUGCAACGCGCCGAUUGCUGUUGUUAUCCCGGCAAGCUCUGCUUUUUGUAUAAUAUGUUGCCGAGAGUAGGGCGAAGUUUUUUUUUUGGAGAGGGGGGGGGGGUAAUAAAUUUAAUAUGAGAACCUAUAGAAAUUUCAGUUUGUUCGAUUUGAAAUUUUAAAACUUGGAGAAACAUUGUGAAUUGGUACGGGCUAGUUUUUUUUAUCCUACAAGGGAAUAAUUAUGUAAAUUAUUCAUCAAUGUGAACUUCAUUGUUUUUUGCUUGUAAUUUUCUCUAAAUAUAAUAUGGGGUAAUAUAGUAAAGUUACACAACAAAGGUUCUAUAAAAAAUUUUAUGCGAUUCGCGCCAUGAAUUGAAAUAUUUCGAUUAUUCGAUAUAUUGAAAUCAAAAAUUAAAAAACGGCAACAAUGGCAACGUUGUGAAGGAUUUGAACGGAAGGUCUCUUCCUCAUCGCACGCCACGCCAACGGGUCUCACCUCUCACCUCACUUCCUUUUCGGACGCCACCAAGAAACAUGUGAAGAUAUCUAUUUGUACGAUUCUUGCGAAAAAUAAAACAUCAACAAAAAUGGGUAAUAUAAAUGAUGAUAACGAUAAAAUUUACGUCGGUCACGUGGCGAAGCAGCAGCUAACGGCCGAAGAAAUAGAGAAAAUGGAAGCGCAAAACUCUAGAUUAGUCUCAGAUUUUCAAGCUAUGCAGCUUGAAAAGAAUGCAAAGAAGCAUUGGGAUUUAUUCUAUAAAAGAAACGAAGUCAGAUUUUUCAAAGAUCGACAUUGGACAACACGUGAGUUUGAGGAACUUUUGGGGUUAGGAGGCGUGGAAACACCUCAAUGCCUAUUCGAAGUCGGCUGCGGCGUGGGAAACUUAAUUUACCCUCUGCUCGAGGACAACAUCAAUUUUCAGAAGAUUUUCGCUUGCGAUCUGUCUCCUAGAGCCAUCGAAUUUGUCAAAAGCCACAAACUAUACGAUCCAGAUAAAGUGAAAGCAUUUCAAACUGAUAUAACAAUGGAAAAUUGCUUUGAUGAAAUUGAUUGCCCAAUUGAUAUUGCAACACUGGUUUUUGUAUUAUCUGCUAUACAUCCAGAUAAAUUCAAAAGUGUAACAAACAACUUAUAUAAAAUUAUGAACAAAAAUGGAGUAGUUCUCUUUAGAGAUUAUGGAAGAUAUGAUAUGGCACAACUAAGGUUCAAGGCAGGCCAUAAAAUAUCUGAAAACCUUUAUAUGCGUCAAGAUGGCACAAGGAGUUACUAUUUUACAACUGAAGAAGUACAAAAUUUUUUUGAGUCAGCUGGAUUUAAAACUAUUAAUUGUACAUAUAUUCAGCGACGUACCGUUAAUUUAAAAGAGAAAAUUGAUGUACCCAGAAUUUUUGUUCAAGCUAAAUUUACUAAGACUUGAAGAUAAAAAGGUUUUCAAACUACUGAAUGCAUUAAAUCAAUAGGAUUUAUCUCCUUAAGAAUAAAGAUUUCUUGGAAUGUUUACAAAUUGAUAUCAGCUAGUUUAUUGGAUAUUCAAGUUUCUGAUGAUGUGGGAGCCCCUGUCAUCAGCCAUCAAACAAUCCUUUAUAUGGCACUUAAGGCAUUCGAUCUGAUGUCGAUAGAAACAUGGAAAGAGAAAGGCAAAAGGACUGAUGCAUUUUCUUGAAGACGUAAAAUAUGGAUUUUACAAGCGAAGGUUGAUUAAAAUAAGAGCUUGGUAUCUUUAACUCUACUGCAACAUCAAUUACUCUCGAUCCUGUCAGCUUGAUUCAUUGUAAAAAUAAAUGACUCAGGUGUUCACGCAUCCAGGUACUAACCAUUGAUCGCCUUUACGCAACUUUUAAUUGUAUAGUGAUAUACUGGCAUUUUCACCUGAAUUAAAACUGUAUACAAUAAAAGUACGAAAAUUAAAUGAAUACUUUUCUUACUGAAA
Molecule: messenger RNA, 2268 nt
Organism: Nasonia vitripennis (jewel wasp)
Lineage: Eukaryota; Metazoa; Arthropoda; Insecta; Hymenoptera; Pteromalidae
Product: tRNA N(3)-methylcytidine methyltransferase METTL6
Exons: 10
Coding region: 925-1755 (276 amino acids)
Source: RefSeq, a predicted model, not a curated record